UAUUUAUAAUAUUAAUAAACUUAAAUAAAAAGUUAUAAAUAUUUAGACUCUUAUCAAAUGCUGCGCCCGCAUGGUAAUUAUCGGUUCCUACUACAAUAUGUUAAACCACUAAUUGACAAAAAGCUUCUAGAUGAUUUGUCAAUGGUACAUACUAGAAUCCCAUUGUGACAAUCGAACUGAACUCUCAAACAUUAAACAGUGUUUUCUUUUCGUCUUUGAACAAAACACUUCUCUUAAAUUAAAGGGAAAGGUCUAGGAAAAGGCUAAAUUGGGUCUGUAAUUGGCUUGUGACUUGUGACGGAAGAGCAUAUGUCACUUUUUAUCUGCAUUUUGGUCUUUGUACCUUGCCCUGUUCUGUACGUUGCAUCUCAAGAAAUUGGGAACCACACACAGGUCCCCACCACUUUUUGGUUGAUUGGAUUUUGUCUCUCAAUAUAAUUACGUUAGUCCUUCCUUAUGUUACAAACUCUGCUUCAACCAAAACAAGUAAUCGAUCACGGGCUAAAGCUUUUGCUAUUUGCUAUACGUGAUUUUGUAGAAGCAUUGAAUCAUAAAGGAGGACUAUAUAAGAGACUAUUCUCACAUCUAGGAUCACGACCUUAUACAUAAAAACAACUUCAAUAAUUAAGUUAAAGGAUUGCUUUACCAAAACAAUUGAAAAAGAGAUUGUUCUUGGAGGACAAGCUAGUCUUAUGCACUUUCAAAAAAAAUCACAAAGUAAUUCCACGUAUAUAUAAAGUGAGCGACUCAGCUGGUGCCGUGUAGAUGCAUUAAACACUCCUGCAAUUAUUCAACCCAUGAGUACGACUGAAAAGAACCACGCUAGCUUUACUUCCACUUUUAUCUUCAGCCACCACACACACCUUUCUUUGCUUCUUCCAAAGCAUUUUCACAAAAUGGAUCAGCUUCAUUUUUUCUUCUUUCCCAUGAUGUCUCAAGGCCACAUGAUUCCUGCACUAGACAUGGCCAAGCUCAUUGCUUCUCGUGGUGUUAAGGCCACCAUAAUCACUACCCCUCUCAAUGAAUUUGUUUUCUCCAAAGCUAUUCAAAGAAACAAACACUUGGGUAUCGAAAUCGACAUCCGUUUGAUUAAAUUCCCAGCUCUGGAGAACGACUUGCCUGAAGAUUGCGAGCGCCUUGAUCGCCUUCCUUCUGAUGACAAACUCGCAAAUUUCUUCAAAGCUGCAGCUAUGAUGAAAGAACCACUAGAGCAGCUUAUUGAGGAAUGUCGCCCAAAUUGUCUUGUUACUGAUAUGUUCCUUCCUUGGACUACUGAUUCUGCUGCCAGAUUUAACAUUCCUAGAAUUGUUUUCCACGGCACUAGCUAUUUUGCACAGUGUGUCGGAGCCAGCAUCAAGCGUAACAAGCCUUUCAACAAUGUGUCUUCUGAUUCUGAAACUUUUCUGGUAGCAGAUUUGCCUCAUGAAAUCAAGCUGACUAGAACGCAAUUGUCUCCGUUUGAGCAGUCGGACGAAGAGUCAAUUAUGUCCCAGAUGAUAAAAGCGGUCAGGGAAUCAGAUUCAAAGAGCUAUGGAGCAGUUUUCAACAGCUUCGAUGAGCUUGAACCGGAUUAUGUUGAACACUAUACCAAGGUUUUUGGUAUAAAGAGUUGGGCUAUUGGCCCGCUUUCGUUGUGCAACAGGGACAUUGAAGAUAAAGCUGAAAGAGGGAAUAAAUCCUCUAUUGAUAAACAUGAGUGCUUGAAAUGGCUUGAUUCGAAGAAACCUCGUUCCAUUGUUUACGUCUGUUUUGGAAGUGUAGCAAAAUUCACUACAUCACAGAUGCAAGAACUCGCUAUGGGACUUGAAGCUUCUGGACAGGAUUUCAUUUGGGUUUUUAGGAGAGACAAUGAAGAUUGGUUGCCUGAAGGAUUCGAAGAAAGAACGAAAGGAAAAGGAUUAAUCAUAAGAGGAUGGGCACCCCAAGUGCUAAUUCUUGAUCACGAAUCUGUUGGAGCUUUCGUGACUCAUUGUGGAUGGAACUCGACGCUUGAAGGAGUCUCUGCAGGGGUCCCAAUGGUGACAUGGCCAGUGUUUGCUGAGCAAUUUUUCAACGAGAAGUUGGUAACUGAGGUUAUGAGAACUGGGGCUGGGGUUGGUUCGAUGCAGUGGAAGAGAUCAGCUAGUGAAGGAGUGAAAAGAGAAGAAAUAGCAAAGACAAUAAAGAGAGUGAUGGUGAGCGAAGAAGCAGAAGGAUUCAGAAGCAGCGCUAAAGCGUACAAGGAGAUGGCAAGACAAGCUAUUGAAAGAGGAGGAUCAUCUUACACUGGAUUGACUGCUUUGCUUCAAGAUAUAAGUUCAUAUAGUUCCACAGCUCAUUAAGUAAUACUAGUAGUGAUUUAAAAAACUAGUAUGGUUUCGAUACCAGUAUGUUCGUACGUUUUCUGUGCAAAUUUAAGCAUUACCUUUUGACAUUAAAA
This is a messenger RNA of Capsicum annuum, 2419 nucleotides long. RefSeq names its product scopoletin glucosyltransferase. The coding region runs from base 798 to 2321 and encodes 507 amino acids. The transcript has a single exon. Lineage: Eukaryota; Viridiplantae; Streptophyta; Magnoliopsida; Solanales; Solanaceae. The record is from RefSeq and is a predicted model, not a curated record. Gene Ontology annotation, molecular function: UDP-glycosyltransferase activity.